UUGUAAUUAUGUUAAAUAAUAUCUACGACUAUAUUGAAAAUUAUUGACGUAAUUGAAAAGAUAUAAAUGACAUUUUAAAUCAGUCGAAGUCCCUUCUCUUCAACUGCUACAGCGGUCGUGAUAGCUAAAGAAAAACAUUGAGACAAAAUGGAGUCGUUACCAGAAGAUGCAAUUUUGGAAUUCAACCCUGACACUCUCGAUGUGGUCAGGAGGAUGUACAACCUUGACAAACCUGGUGAAAUGAGCAAUGCUGUUGAUAUCUUCGAAGCGUGGGUUCAACAACAGAAUCACUUUAUGAAGAAAGACUUUAGUAGAGGUUACCUGGAAAGGAUGAUCAUAGCAGCGAAGGGAUCCGUAGAGAGGGCCAAAGGAAGAUUGGACAGGCUGUGCACGUUGAGAAAUUUGGUACCACAUUUUUUCGGUGAUUUUGACGUGAAAACGGACUUCAAAGAUGUUGAAGCAGGAGAGAUCAUCUACGCACCGCUUCCGAAACUCACCAAAAACAAUGAACGUGUAAUUUUUGUUCGAGUAAGAAGCAAGAAAAUGACAACAGAAGCGAUACUCAACGGAUUUAGAUUUUGUUUGCUGCUUGUGGAGUACAUGAAAGAAUAUGACUACGCAGCGAGCUACAUCUUUGCCACUGAUCAUAGAGAGUGCAACUUCACUGAAAUGAUUUCCAAGAUCAAUUUGGUGGACGCGCGCAAUUUCUUCACUUUGCUCGUGGAAGGUUAUGGAGUCCGUCUGAGUGGUAUACAUAUAGUAACACCAAACAAGUUUCUUGACGCUUUCAUGGCUAUUAUGAGACAAAUUAUGCCAGAAAAAAUAUCUGGAAGGAUCAGGAUUCACAAGUCUUAUGAUUCUGUAUAUGAGUUUGCGGACAAGGAGAUUUUGCCCAAAGAAUAUGGCGAUGGUACAGAGGAGAGAAGCUUAGAUGAUAUUUAUGCGCAAUGGAAGGAGAUUUUAAGCUCGGAAAAGCAGAGAGAACACCAUAGAGAGACGAUAAAAGCUUGCACAGAUGAGUCGAAGAGACAGACAGAUAAGUUUAAUGAGAAGUAUAUGGGAAUGCCUGGUACGUUCAGGACACUAAAAGUUGAUUAAAACAAUUUUCUAAUUGGCUACGUAAUAAGAGUCUACAGAGGUAAAGGAAAAAGGUGAAUGACCCAUCCUAAUUAUAAUACUUCGUAUCAACAGUGGCUGAAGUUGUCUUCAGAUUACUUGUGGAGCUGCCCACCCCGUUAGGGAUUACGGGCAUGAUUUUAUUGUAUGCAUAUUUUGCUAAACACAUCAAGGAAGGCAAAGGGAAAAAAGGAAGGGGUAGACUAAGAAGAGCUAAUAUAGAAGUAAUUUAAGAGAUGGCGAAUGUAAAAUAGUCAAAUAAUUGGGCUUGGAUAUAGAUAGAUGGAAACUGAUCUAUUGACAAGAGCUCUUGUUAAUAAUGAUGGCAAUUCUUUUAAUGGUAUUUAGAAAUAACAGUGUUAAAAUAAAAACUAAAAAAAUAUAUUAAGAAA
Molecule: messenger RNA, 1508 nt
Organism: Pectinophora gossypiella (pink bollworm)
Lineage: Eukaryota; Metazoa; Arthropoda; Insecta; Lepidoptera; Gelechiidae
Exons: 6
Coding region: 148-1098 (316 amino acids)
Cellular component (GO): membrane
Molecular function (GO): phosphatidylinositol bisphosphate binding
Source: RefSeq, a predicted model, not a curated record